CCUGGCCGCCCGCCGGGCACCACGCGUUACUUCCCUGCCGUCCGCGGCGGGGCUCUGGGUCUCCUCCCGGAGUCGGGGAGGAGCAGAGCCGAGCAGGCCCAGCGCGCAGCGGGCGGACAGGCGAGGGCGGGGCGCCCGCCGGGGAGAGCGGAGGGCAGCCCGGGCCGCAGAGCGGGGCGGGGGUCGCUGCGGGUCCCCAGUAGCCAGCGCCCGCCGGGAGGAGGCCGCAGACGGAGGGAGCCGCCGGGCGGGAGCGGGAAGGGGCGCGAGAGGACCGGCGUCGGGCCCCCGUGCCGGCGCCAUGAGGCCGCUGCUCGCCCUGCUGCUCCUGCGCCUGGCGGCCGGCUCGGCCCCGCCCGACGACAACAAGAUCCCCAGCCUGUGCCCGGGGCACCCCGGCCUCCCCGGCUCCCCGGGCCACCACGGCGCCCAGGGCCUGCCCGGCCGCGACGGCAGGGACGGCAGGGACGGCGCGCCCGGGGCGCCCGGAGAGAAAGGCGAGGGCGGGCUGCCGGGAGCGCCGGGGCCGCGCGGGGAGCCCGGGCCGCGCGGAGAGGCGGGUCCCGCGGGUGCGGCGGGGCCGGCGGGGGAGUGCGCGGUGCCCCCGCGCUCCGCCUUCAGCGCCAAACGCACGGAGAGCCGGGAGCCGCCGCCGCCCGACGCGCCGCUGCCCUUCGAGCGGGUGCUGCUGAACGAGCAGGGCCACUACGACGCGGCGUCGGGCAAGUUCACCUGCCGCGUGCCCGGCGUCUACUACUUCGCGGUGCACGCCACCGUCUACCGCGCCAGCCUGCACUUCGACCUGGUCAAGAACGGCGAGUCGGUGGCCUCCUUCUUCCAGUUCUUCGGGGGGUGGCCCAAGCCCGCCUCGCUGUCGGGCGGCGCCAUGGUGAGGCUGGAGCCCGAGGACCAGGUGUGGGUGCAGGUCGGGGUGGGCGACUACGUCGGCAUCUACGCCAGCGUCAAGACGGACAGCACCUUCUCCGGGUUCCUGGUGUAUUCCGACUGGCACGGCUCCCCCGUCUUCGCUUGAUGUCCGCGGGCAGUGCGCCUGCUGCUCCCACGCCCAGGGGCGGGGUGUCGCCACGUCCUCCGGGAAGGCCGGCCCCCACUAUGCUGUGAAUGACGAGGGGUGCCUGGGGCGCGCCCGCUGCUGGCAGGGGUGGGGACAGGCUGUCUGAGUCAGGGCCUCGGCGUCGGCACCGGUGGUUCUGCCCAAGACCCAGGGAGCGCGCUGAGCUGGCAGGUGGGGUGCUCUCUCCUUGGGACUCUGCUUCUCUUCUCCCUGCCCCCUUCCGCUUCUGGCCCUUUCCGUGGAGGCCAUUCAAUAAAUCUACAAACCCCUCCUG
Molecule: messenger RNA, 1349 nt
Organism: Myotis daubentonii (Daubenton's bat)
Lineage: Eukaryota; Metazoa; Chordata; Mammalia; Chiroptera; Vespertilionidae
Gene: C1QTNF5
Product: C1q and TNF related 5
Cellular component (GO): plasma membrane; cell projection
Molecular function (GO): protein binding
Source: RefSeq, a predicted model, not a curated record